UAUGAAGCUCUGGCUUGACGUGAUUUCUUUCUGAUUGGGUGAUUAGAGCGCCGCUUAGUCAGCAGCUGUCAGGUAAGGCGCUUAACUGUCUGUCCUGAGUUGUCACUUGUGUCCCCGAGAUGCGGAAACAUGACAUUAAUCAAGCAGGGAGCAAUUUGUGCCAGGCAUAACCGGCCCGACUAAACAGCUACCCACAAGAGGAAUGCGGUUGGGUUAGAUCUGGGCGCGUCGUACUGAGGAGCUCAUAGGUGUUCGCAUUCCUUGCUGUGAUCCUGAAGCGCUACUAGGUUCGAAUGGGAAUAGACCAAAGACGUGCAGCUGACAGGGAUGGCUGGAAAGUGCUAUCAGGACUGGAUGGGGUCCCUUCCUCCCGCCCUUAGUGUACUGCCAGUGGCUAAUCUUGCCAUACCAGGAUCACAUGACUCAUUCAGCUAUUGGGUUGAUGAGAAGUCUCCUGUUGGACCAGAUCAAGCAGCAUCAAUAAAACGCUUUGCAAAAAUUUCUCUGGUAAAGAGAUUAAUGAAGAAGUGGUCUGUUACUCAGAAUUUAACAUUUAAAGAACAGCUUGAAUCAGGCAUACGAUAUUUUGAUCUACGCGUUUCUUCAAAGCCCGAGGAGGCUGGAAAAGAGAUUUACUUUAUUCACGGUUUAUAUGGAAUAAAAGUAUGGGAUGGUUUAACAGAGAUCAACAAGUUCUUGACACAACACAGCAAAGAGAUUGUCUUCUUGGACUUUAACCACUUUUAUGCAAUGGACCAUGGACAUCACCUGUACCUGGUCAACAUGAUGCAGGAAGUAUUUGGCAGCAAGCUUUGCACAACUGAUUGUGUUGAAAAUAUUACACUGCAAUACUUAUGGGGGAAAAAAUAUCAAGUUCUGAUUUUCUACCAUUACAACUUAUGGAAUGAAUAUUUAUUUCUUUGGUCGGGUAAUAAAAUGCCCGCACCCUGGGCCAACACCACCAAUGUUCACAAGCUGAUUCAGUUUCUUGAAACGACUCUCACAGAGAGAUCAAAGCGUGGGACUUUUCAUGUGUCACAAGCCAUUCUGACCCCGACAGUAAAGACUAUUGUUCGUGGACUGAAAUCUGGAUUGAAAAAAACACUUGUUCACAGAAACCUGCCUGUGAUUUUGAACUGGGUGAAAAUGCAAAAACCUGGUGUGAUGGGGGUUAACAUUAUUACCUCGGACUUUGUGGAACUGGUUGAUUUUGCAGAAUCAGUAAUCAGAUUAAAUGACCUCCUUUUAAUAAGCAAGAAAGAAAGCAGCUAAUGAUGAAAUUUCCUCCGAAUGGGAAGCACGGCAUAUCUUUUACACCAAUGUUUGUAUUCAAAGACUACUGUAUAUAACAAUGUUUUUCAGGUAUGGGGUUUUUUAACCCAGCUCCCAAUUCCAACACUAAUGCUUAUCUAGGAUAAUUGCACUUUAACACAUUUCCAGAAGUACCCUUAGUGUCCUGACUACUAAAUCUGGCCUCCUCUGAUUAUAUCUUACCUCAUGCAUUUUAUUUUACAGGGUAGGGAAUAAUAUUUGAGUUUUUUCAUUAGCAAAAUGUUUAUCAAUAGGAAUAGUUAUUAUUUAUGCUGCUAGAAAAAACCUACUGAGAAUUGUAAGUAUAUUGGAACAACAGAAGUGCUUCAUUAACGUAAGACCUAGGCACAAGUCUCAUCAAGGAGGUCAGCACUAAUAUUAAUAAAUAAAUAAACAUAAUAGAUGCUAAGCAUUAAAUUUUCCCCCUAAAAUUCCACAAACCUAGUAUGGCUUAAUCCAUGAGACUUCACAGUUGUAUUUUUUUGGGGGCAAAAUUACUAAUCUGACCUCUAUGCAGUGAUGUCAACUUCUCCAAAUUUCCUGGGAGUUAGCAGUCUGAAAAAAACUUGAAUGUCAGGAAGUCUGCAAACAUCACCAAAUUGAUCCCUGGACCUCUCCCAUUGACUUAUACAGCGAUUGAGUGGGUUUUAGGUGGCAAAAAAACAAAUUUGAGUUCUUAAAGGGCCAGAGUAUGAUAUAUCUCAAAAAUCUAAUUCAAUUUUUUCUAAUAAAAAACUCGAAUCAAAUUUGAAUAACACCCUAGUCGAAUUUGACAGUUUUGGCUAUAAAGAAACUCGAAAAUUCAAAUUCGACCCUUGAUAAAUCUACCCCUAUGUGUAUGGCCACCUUUACUCCUGAUUUUGCCCAUCCCCAAAAAUUGUGUAUAAGACAUUCCGUGGACUGGGAGUCAAAAUAGGCCCUGGCAUUCCAAGUACACAGAGGUCCAAAUAGUCCUCCACCAGCCCAUCAAAUAGUGACUUUCUAUGGCAUAUUACAGCAGCCCCUCUGGCAUUUGCAAGAACCCACAGAUUGCCAGUCCGGGCCUGGACACCCCCUUCUCUUUUUAGAUUGCAAGCUCUGUUGAGAACGGCCCUCUUUACCUCAUGUGUAGAUCAUUAUUUGUAUGCAAUUUGCAUAUCUGAUGUAUUCUGCAAUAAAAAUGGAACUACCCAGCUACUUCUGCAAGUAUGGCCACUUUGGGAGCAGCAUUAAAAGAUUGUCCUGUAAUCCCACUGGAUCUCAGUCUGAUCACGUCAUCUGCCAGUAGCUCUUCUUUGUAUAUGGAUUAUGUAUAUAGUGGCUCAUGAGCAACAUGUUUCUCUCCAACCCUUUGAAUUUUGCUCCGUGUGUCCUCAAAGCAGGUGCUUAUAUUUGAA
Messenger RNA from Xenopus laevis (African clawed frog), 2687 nucleotides. RefSeq names its product phosphatidylinositol-specific phospholipase C, X domain containing 2 L homeolog (gene plcxd2.L). The record is from RefSeq and is a predicted model, not a curated record. The transcript has 4 exons. NCBI's taxonomy places the organism in Eukaryota, Metazoa, Chordata, Amphibia, Anura, Pipidae. The coding region runs from base 328 to 1272 and encodes 314 amino acids. Gene Ontology annotation, biological process: signal transduction; lipid catabolic process; lipid metabolic process. Gene Ontology annotation, molecular function: hydrolase activity; phosphoric diester hydrolase activity.